GCCACUACCACUACGGCUCGGGCUACCGACAACAAAGGACGUUCUGCUUUUUGACUAGUUGAUUGCCUUUCUGUUGCUGCCCUACUGAGAAGGGGAUAGCUCGACUGUAAGGUUUUCUUGGCUCCUUGCUUAUCCAGAACUGACAUAGGUUGUCAAACAAACUAGGCAAACUUACCUAGCCUAGCUAGGCCUAGCUAAGCUAAGCUGCCAACCCUCGGUCCCACGCUCGAUCCAAGGGAAGGCCUGUGCUGGCGGCAGGCAGGGUCGGACUAGCCUAGGCCUAGCCGCCUACUACUACGGUUCCCAUCUGCACUAGGCCUAGGGUAGGGCCUCUCUCUAGUCUAAGUGCCUAGACCUAACGUAAUAUUUUUAUAUUUUAUCAUGUCCGUCAAGUAAGAAGUUGAAGCAGUGAAGAAUCAUUUUGAGCAUGGUGAGGUUGUUUGCUACACUGUCAUCAACUAUGAAAAGAAAUGUCGGGAAUUCAAUGAAGAAGAAGUCAUCCAGGGGAAGUAAAUCCCAAAAAGAAAGUGCAGUUGAGAGGCCGAAGGCAGGUCUGGCAACCGACAUCUCCGCCGGUGGUAUUCACAGUUCAGCAUCUUCAAGCAGCAGUAAUAACGUUAACCCGAAGAGAAAUACACGUCAAAAGGCCGGUCCAAAAAAAUCAAGUACGAGUCUAGAAAAAUCUUUUGAGAAAUUAAGUUUACGAGAAAAAAGCACAUCAACAAGAUCUAGUUCAUCAUCUGCUAAAUAUACAUGUAAAACUUUGGAAGAUGUGGCAAGGUGGAUUCUAAAUAAACGUAGUAAGAACAUUGUAGUAAUGGCUGGUGCAGGCAUAAGCACACCUAGUGGUAUACUAGAUUUCAGAACCCCUGGCACUGGUCUAUAUGAUAAUCUUCAGCAGUACCAGAUCCCCUACCCUGAGGCUAUCUUUGAUAUCGACUAUUUCCAUAAUGAUCCACGUCCAUUCUUUACGCUGGCCCGCGAGCUGUACCCGGGAAAUUUCAAGCCUAACUACGUGCACUACUUUGUAAGGAUGUUGCACGAGAAAGGACUGCUUCUAAGAAUGUAUACACAGAAUAUCGAUGGACUUGAACGACUGGCUGGCAUUCCUCCUGUUAAGCUUGUGGAGGCACAUGGCACAUUUUCAACGGCAUCAUGUGUCAGGUGUGGAAUGAAGACUAAUAGUGAUAACAUCAAGGCUACUAUUCUUUCUGGUAAUAUACCAAAGUGUAAAUCCUGUUCUGGCAUAGUCAAGCCAGAUAUUGUAUUUUUCGGAGAGGACCUUCCUAAACAGUUUUUCUACUACCUGAAAGACUUCCCACAAUGUGAUCUAUUGAUCGUCAUGGGAACAUCAUUGCAGGUUCAACCGUUUGCUGGUAUUGUGGAUUCGGUGAGAAGCAACAUACCGCGGUUACUCAUCAACAGAGAAGUCGUUGAGCCGUUUGCGUCUAAGAAGCGAUUCAAUGAUGUGUCAAAUGAAGGCGAUAUGGUUGAAGGUGUUCGUAAGUUUGCUCAAGUUCUCGGAUGGAAGGAAUCUAUGGAGGAUCUUAUACUUGAAUGUGAAAAGAAACUGGAGAAGCAUUCUGAAAAGGAUAAAACUACUUCCAUGGAAAAGUUGAAGUGUAAUGAAAAUUCAAAUAAUGGUACUAGGCCUAAGCCGCCAAAAGGUGCGAUCUCGGAUACAAAGUCUUCAGGAAGAUUAUCGCACACAAGCACACGAAGUAUACACACAAGUAUACGACACAUUAUGUCCGAUGCUGCUUUGAACGUUCGUGGCAAGAGCCAACUGAGAGGGGCAGGUAAUGUAUGCAUGCCCCAAUUUGUUGGAAAAGAGUUAUGUUCUUGCCAAAACAAAGGUAGCUCUAGUAGCGAAGAAUCAAGCAUUUCCGAAAAAAAUAGUUCUAGUGGCGAUGGCUGAUUUUUUAAUUGUUUACUGUAGUCAGUGGCUUAUCUAAAGGUCUUCAAAUCGAGAGGGUGCAAAGGUGAAGUGGGGGAUCGAUGAUUAGGUAAGGGGGCGCUAGCUGACAAAAUAAGGUUUGAGGUUAUUUUUUGACUACUUGACAUUUUUUUGAAAUGGUCGCUAUUACUGUCUGUGUUGAGCAAGAGAAUUGUAUUUAAAUUACAGUACUGUACUACUGUUGUAUAUACAGUUUAGCUUUCCAUUCAAAAUUAAAGCGAGAAAAUAUUUUCUUGGCCAAAACUGAUACAUUAUAUAAGAUAUUUAAAUCUGAUCUGUUGAAGUACAGUAGAAAUAUUUAUGGUAGAAACUGUAAUGGUGGAGUUUUGAUGUUGAAUGAUAAGAGUGGGGUUUCAUGCCAGUCUUAAGGUAGGCAAAAGUUCAUGCUAGAAAGUGCCAUAUAAUAUAACUUAUCAUAUAAUAUAAUUUAAUUUAUAUGAUAGGGGUGCAAGUUAAAUUUACGUGUAUAUAUUCCAUAUAGCAUAAUUUAUUCUCCUGGUGCAGUGGUUCUUUCUCAAGGAAUUAACCUUUGCCUAAAUUUAUAUAAGACAUACAGUACUGCAAUAUGAGGUUAUUAAUAAUAACUGCUUAUUAUUUUGUAUAUUUAAACAGAAAACAUAAAAUGUUUUGCCUAUAUUAUCGGACAUUCAAAUAACGCCAUUCAAAGCAAACUUUGUUAAAUGUCUGUAAAUUAUUAAAAAUUUCAUACGAGAUUUUGUUUUCUAUAUGAGCAGCUCAGUUUUAUCAUGGGUGGAGGAAGCGGUCCAGAAGGCCAGGGGCGGAUUGCUAUAAAACAGUCUUCACCUCGAAUGAAGCUGGCUUUAUCACGGUCUUACUAAAGUCACUCUGAAAAGACCAUUGCUAUGAAACGGUCUUUGCUUAGACCGCUUUGAGUAUUGAAACGCAAAAAAAAACUCCCUGGUAACAUAAAAUUUAGGGUGCUGUAACGCUUGCUGAAAACAUGCAUAUUUAUCGAAAUGAACGCAAAUAAACUGGUUUUUUUACGGGGUUCGAUUCUUAGUCUUUGACGAUCUAGGUCUAGUACCUGUAACGCCAUGAUUAAAAUGAUUUAAGACUGUUCUGAGCCUCCUCCGAGUAGGAUUUAAGAUGGCUAACUGGUUAGACCAAGGUAUAGCAAUGGUCUAUAAUCAUAGACCAUUAGUGUCGCCACGAUUAAAGCCAGCUAAGCGUUAAGACCGAUUUUAGCAAUCUGCCCCUAGUGGCCACCUGACCUAUAUUUUGCCAAGAUAAAUAUGUUAUUUGAUAUGUUUUUAUAUUUAAAAAAAAAUAAAAAAUCCCAGGUGCGAUGAACUAAAACAAAAUGCUUUUUCACAAUUUAAUAUUAUACUUUAACAAUAAUUUUUUUAAGUUUGCGAGUGCUAUUUUCCGGGCAUCGAGAAGUGCCAAAUACAUCUCUAAGUGGAAUCUCCUGCAUGACCAAUACACCAAAAUACUUUUGCCGCCCAUCUACUCAGCCGAGAUUAUAAAAAAGUAUUAUUUUUACAUCUGUUAAUUGGUGUUGAAACAAUUUAAGUAUUGUACAAUACUGUAUAAUAAUAUUAGAGAUAGCUCGAAGUCAAUGGUUUUACUUUCGUUGUCGCCUUCAUCUUGAUUCUGCAAUUACUGUACCUACAAGGCCACGCACGUCUGUUUUUGCCACCUUGCAACCAUGUUAAUUUUAUUUCUUUUGCCUUUAAAUUUACUGGCAGUGAAAUUAACAGUCAACCAAACAAGAUUUGUUUUCAAUCCAUGUCUCAGACAACAAAUUACAAAAUCCAAAAUACCAUUUCAUCUUUUAAUGUACUAUUUGACAAACAAUAUCAGUAACAUAUUUUAUAAAUGACAGUGGUUUUUGUUACUAGACAUCGGAUAGAUAAAGCAAGUUAUUCAUACAGAGUACAGACAGGUUGCCAAAUUUCUCGUCAAUAUCUGAAUUCAAAGCAAGUACCUUCAAAAACAUUAAGGAAGGUCACACAACAUCUACACAUUUUAAACUAUAUUAGUAAUGCUCACAAAACACAUAUACCCUUACUCGGACAGACUAGACUUGCGAUGUAAUUGGUGGUAAUCCAAAUUUGAAUACUCUCAUUCAAUGCCAUAAUUUUAAGGCAAAUUCAGACAAAAAACUUUACAAUGGUUUGACUGACCUCAGCCAAUCAUUGUCAGUAGAAUUUAUUGAAAACAGACAACAAACCGUGAUCUCAAUUACUAUUGGUGAGCUUUCACACACGAUUGUGAUUUUGUGCGAUCAUUUAAAGCACUUGCUGCAUCGUAUCACAAAUGUAGUCUAGCCUGAAUAGGGUAUUAUCUCGGACUCAUUUUCAAACUCAAUGCAUAAAGUCAUUCAGCAUUGUUUUCGUUCAUUUCCUGUCCAGUUCUGUUGUUGCAUCAUUUGCAUAUAUGUAACUGCCCUACUGGUCAACUAGGAAGCAUCAACAAUGCCAACAAAAUUACUUUUAGCUGUAAUAAUUUCAAUAAUUACAUAUUAGUAUAAGUGACCUCGGAAGCUAUCGGUAACAAUUAAAUAUGGAACUUUGUAGAAAGAUAUUGCAAUAAGAAAAAGUAAAACAUUAGUUUGAAUUAUAAAUGGUUUGCCCCAAAUAAUACAGUGAUACAAUAUCAAGCAAUUUGUAUAGCAGGUUUCUAUGCACUAAUUUGUGCAAAUAAAGCCAAUAGAGCCUAAGAAAUUUUCUGAUGCCCAGUACAAAAUUUCCUGUUACUGUAGCUUAAUGCAAGCUGCUAUACUAAUUGUUUUACAGUUUAAGCCAAUCAAAUGAUGUAAAACUGAGGAAAAAUUUCAUCUUGGCCUAUCCUCCUCCCCUGCCCCAUAUCCUCUACCAAUGCCAUAUCCAGGGUCAUUCAUUGUGCCUCUAAGUAGAUCUAAAAUACUCCCAGUCAAAAUAUUUUUCAGUCUAUUAGUCUGUUUAGCCUCUAUGAAAUCUAGAAAUUUCUUAAAUUUCCCUUUAUCAAUGAGAUUAAAUCACAUUUUGCAUGUUUCGAUAGUUUUCUUUGCUCUAUGAAUGCCACAUUUACCGAAUUUACUCUAUGCAAUUUUCAUUUGUCAAUGAAAAAAAGUAAAUAACAUGCCAUUAAAACAUUGAUGGCUUUAGUGAAUGUAUAAUGGUGAAAAAAACCAUGCACUAUCAUCAAAUUAGUGCAUGGAAUAAAAUAAGAAAAAUGUAUUGAAGAUUAUGGAGCAGCACUGGUAAACGAUCCAUCUCCACCAGAAUUUAAAACUGGCAAUUUUGAAUAUACUGUAUAGUACAUGUACGCUAAAUGUCAAACUAAUACAACACAAAUAGUUUGUGGUGUAUCUGAAUGCCAGUAGAAAUUGAAUUGUAUUUCUCAUUAUUGUCAUAUUGAUGAGAUGACCAGAGCUUGUGUGAAUUAAGAGAGAUAACGUUGUAUAUUUAUGAGUUUUGGAAACGAGAAAACCAGUGCAAAAAAACACUCUCACCGUGCUCCUUAGGGAGGCAUCUAUUACAAAAUAUUUAUAUUAUCCUGAUAUCACUUUGAAAUCAACAUAGAAAAUACAUUUAUAUUUUAAGUAUUUAAUAAGCAUUAAUUGAAGUGUAAUUGGCCUUGUAAUUUGGUUCAAAAAUUAUAGCAUCACUCAAAACUAAACAACUGUCUGAUUGGCCGGACUAACUGUAAAUAUGAGGGCGGUAGAUUCUCAAUGUUUUCUUGUACAAAAUACAGAGCUAUAUACACUGAAUACCCAAGAAUCAAAAUUGGUAUUCAAGGCUAAAUUAGUUCAUUUUAAUGACAAUCAUUAUCAUAUAUUUAAGUUACAUCCACAAGAAUGAGAGUGAUAGUAGAAGACCAGAACAACUACUGCAGACUUUUUUUUUUACUAUUUUUCAUAAGGAAACAAUGACAAAUACACAUCUCUUAUAACCUGUUUAAAAGGAGUGCUCAUUAUAAACUUCUUUGUGUGAAUAUGUUAAGCUCAACGACAAAA
This is a messenger RNA of Anneissia japonica, 5918 nucleotides long. Its product is annotated as NAD-dependent protein deacetylase sirtuin-3-like. The record is from RefSeq and is a predicted model, not a curated record. The transcript is spliced from 8 exons. The coding region runs from base 428 to 1918 and encodes 496 amino acids. Lineage: Eukaryota; Metazoa; Echinodermata; Crinoidea; Comatulida; Comatulidae. Gene Ontology annotation, molecular function: NAD+ binding.